Molecule: messenger RNA, 1029 nt
Organism: Syngnathus typhle (broad-nosed pipefish)
Lineage: Eukaryota; Metazoa; Chordata; Actinopteri; Syngnathiformes; Syngnathidae
Product: E3 ubiquitin-protein ligase TRIM35-like
Exons: 2
Coding region: 1-1029 (342 amino acids)
Biological process (GO): protein ubiquitination
Molecular function (GO): zinc ion binding; ubiquitin-protein transferase activity
Source: RefSeq, a predicted model, not a curated record
AUGGCAAGCCACGUUGAGGCCAGUCUCGAAUGUCCGGCCUGUUUGGAGAUCUUUAAAGAUCCUGUCAUGCUGCCGUGUACUCACAGCAUCUGCAAAGGCUGUCUCCAGGAAUGGCGGAAAGAGAAAGGCGGUCACUCCUGUCCAGUCUGUAGAACAGAGGUUAAUUCCAUGGAUUUGCCUAUGAACUUGUCACUGAGGAACGUGUGUGAGGCUUUUUCACAAGCCUCAAUCGAGUUAAAGGACAUCUGCAGCACGCACAAGGAGAAACUCAAACUCUUCUGUUUGGAACACCAGGAGCUUGUGUGCCUCGUCUGCAAAGAUUCAGAAAUCCACGUCAAUCACAAGUUCCGCCCCAUUGAUGAAGUUGCAAAAGGUAACAAAGAGAAACUCCAAAAAGCCCUGCUGGAUACAAAGAAAAGACUGAAAGAUUAUACCGAGGUAAGGGACAACUGCAAUAAAUACUCCGACUACAUCACAUUCCAGAGGAAGAAGGUGAAAAGAAAGAUUAAGAAGGAUUUUGAGAAGCUUCGUCACUUCUUGCUGGUUGAGGAGCAGGUCAGGUUGUCUGCUGUGAGUAAGGAAGUGAGGAACAAGACUCGGUUGAUCAAGGAGAAAAUUAAGGCUCUCAGCACAGACAUGGCCACUCUCUCAGACAUGAUCAGAACCGCAGAGGAGCAACUGAUGUCCGACGACCUUUCCCUCAUGAAGAACUUCCAGACUUUGAUGACCAGAAUGCAGAAGCCUUCCGAUAAGCCCAAGCGGCUCCCAAGGGGAUCUCUCCUGAAUGAAGCCAAACACGUGGGCAACCUCAAGUUCACUGCGUGGGAAAAAAUGAAGGAGAUUGUUGCCUACAGUCCCGUCAUUCUGGACCCUACCUCAGCCAGUGUAAAACUCAGUCUGUCUGAAGAUCUGACCAGCGUGAGUGCUGGUGAAAAACAGCAACGUCCCCAAAGUCCAGUGAAGCUUGAGGACGCUGUGUGCGGUUCUGCUUUGACCUCGGGGAUGAACAUUUGGGAUGUUGAGUGUUAA